Messenger RNA from Parastagonospora nodorum SN15, 597 nucleotides. Lineage: Eukaryota; Fungi; Ascomycota; Dothideomycetes; Pleosporales; Phaeosphaeriaceae. The record is from the annotation of a RefSeq genome assembly.
AUGUUAUAUCUGGUUAAUGAAAUGACCUUUAAUGGUUAUAAUGCAUAUAGUCUAGAUCUUUUAUACCUUAUUGCUAUCUUAUUAGGUAUAUUAGUUAUUAUAAGUAAGAACCCCAUAGUAUCUGUUUUAUUUUUAAUAGGUUUAUUUUUAUGUAUAUCUGUUUAUUUAAUUUUAACAGGAUUAAAUUUUAUAGGACUAUCUUAUUUACUAGUAUAUAUAGGGGCAGUCUCUAUACUAUUUUUAUUUAUUUUGAUGUUAAUUAAUGUUAGAAUUUCUGAACUGUUAAUAGACAGCAUUAAUAGUAUACCUUUAGCUAUUUUAGUAGGUAGUUUUUUUAAUUAUUUUGUUAAUAAUGUUUUACCAUACAUGGUAAUGACUAAUAAUUUACUUUACCACUUUAGCAUAAAAAAAAAUUUAACGAAUGUAACAUCUGUCUCAUGAGAUGGAUAUUUAGCAGAAACUUCUCAUAUAACAAGUAUAGGAAAUAUAUUAUAUGGUCAUUAUUCAAUAUGAUUAAUAAUUACAUCCAUUAUAUUAUUAUUAGCGAUGGUAGGUGCUAUAGUUAUAACUCUAAAACCACAAACUCAUGUUAAAUAA